AUGCCAAAGAAUGCCCUGGUGACCCUCAGAUAUGGGCCCUAUCGAAGCUGUGGGGUGGUGGAACACAGGACCUUUCGCCUGGAGGGCUUGCAAGCUUUGUUAAAAGCAGAUGGGCAUCAAAUAAUCCUCGAAGACAUUCCAGACUGGAACGAUGUGCAGCUGAUUGUGAAUGGGGAGACCGUCUUUCAGUGCAACAUUAAUGAUUUAGAUUUUGGAGGGGAUGGAAAGUUGGAUCCGCUUUGCCAGGAAGCCAGAGAGGCGGUGUUAAAAGCCUACUGA
Messenger RNA from Candoia aspera, 279 nucleotides. RefSeq names its product chromosome 6 C10orf53 homolog (gene C6H10orf53). Bases 1 to 279 code for a protein of 92 amino acids. NCBI's taxonomy places the organism in Eukaryota, Metazoa, Chordata, Lepidosauria, Squamata, Candoiidae. The transcript is spliced from 3 exons. The record is from RefSeq and is a predicted model, not a curated record.